AUGGAUUCCCUGGAGGCCCUUUUCCCUCGAGAUGCCAGUGUCUGCACAGGAGGCAAACAGUGGUAUGUUUGCACGAUAGGGGGUUUUCGCGGAUGCUGCUCGAGCGAUCCAUGUACGACGGGGGUCUGUCCAGACGACAACGAUGCCACGGGAACUAUGACAACUUUUUCUGACUUGAUACUGACGACUGCUAUUGCUAUCAAUCGACUGCCUGACGUGACGCCGAGAACGAUAACUACUUCUUCUAUGACCACGUUGACUGAGGCAGUCACUAUGUCAGAGGACCCAACAACAACAACUGCAACUUCGGCAUCUUUGUCCAAAACGCCAGUUGCAACCUCAGAGCCUUCUGCAACUAGUGAAACCUCCACUCUAGAAACCAUCAGCCCCACUACCUUCUCCGUAGUUCGAGCUACAUCGAGUGGAGCGGCCUCUCCAACUACCACCGCUAGUCUCCCUAAUACAUCAUCUUCCAACCGCGGAGCAAUCAUCGGCGGGGUCCUCGGAGGCCUAGCAGCUAUAGCACUAAUAGCCAUCCUCAUAUUCUGCUGCAUCCGCCGAAGAAGAAAGGAAAUCAAGCACGGCAAGCGAUCAAGACUAUGGCAUCCCAGACGUGCUCCCAAAGAUCCAGCUGAAUCCAAGGCCCCAUCAUCUCCAUCCAGCGAAACAACUAGAUCCUUGACAGCAACCAGCACAACCCCAAGCACAGAGACAAAUCCACUCCAUCUAACUCCAACCCUAGUCCUAACCCCAUCACCAACGACCCUCAUCCCCUUCUCGCCACAGAAGAAUCAACCCCCACCUCUCUUAACAGAACUCCAGGAUACAGGCCGUCCCCGCCUAUGCGCAGAGUUACCAUCCAGUCCCCAAAGCGAAUGGAUUAAUAUCCCAAGGACCCAGCGAGCCUGGAAUGCCGCACUGAGGACUGGUCCGCGGGCAUGGGAAUUGCCCAACUUAACGCCUAUAACGGCCAGUCCGCGGGAGAGUCCGGUUCGGGAGGGUGGACGCGGACAUGCGGGCCAGAGUGGGAGUGGGAGUGGGAGUGGGAGUGGGAGUGGUGUGGGUGUGAGAAGGGUUCCUGAUGGUGUUGUGCUGGGGGCGAAUUUGGAUCGGUAUUCUAAUGGGUUGGAGAUUGGGUUGGAUCGGGGCGUUGAGGCUGAGGGGGAUCAUGUUAUGAGUUUCAUGCAAUUUGAUAGGUCUGGUGGGGGUGGUCGGAUUUCUUCUGAUUUGGGAGGGAUUGAGAGCGGUUCUGGGGCUGAGAGGGUGUUGGAUGAGAUUGAUGAAGAUGUUCCGCCUGCGUAUGAGGCGGGUGAGGGUUCGUUGCAGCCGGAGAUUAAGUCGCCUUCUGGGAGGAUGGGAUGA
Messenger RNA from Penicillium olsonii, 1362 nucleotides. Lineage: Eukaryota; Fungi; Ascomycota; Eurotiomycetes; Eurotiales; Aspergillaceae. The record is from the annotation of a GenBank genome assembly.